AUGUACGCCACCAAGAAGGGCGGCGUAGAGCGAGCAGGCGAAAUUGAGCUAGUACAAAACAUGUGGGAUCAGGAGAAACAUCACUUGAAAACAUUCAACCAGCUUCUCGAGAAUUUCCAGGUGCGGCCGACCAUGUUGUCACCUGUUUGGGUUGCUGCUGGUUGGUUUAUGGGCGCGUCUACAACGGCCAUGGGAAAGGAGUCUGCUAUGGCUUGCACGGAGGCUGUUGAGACUGUUAUCGGUGAGCACUAUGAUGAUCAAAUUAUUCAGCUCAAAAAGUUCGAGCAUCUCCAUCCAGAUCUUGUCAAGCUUAGGGAGACGUGUGAGCAGUUCAGAGAUGAUGAGCUCGAACACCUAGACACCGCCGUUGACCACGGCGCACAGCAGGCUCCAGCACACGCCCUCCUCAGCGCUGCUAUAGGUUCUGCUUGCAAGUUUGGCGUCUGGGCUGCUGAGAAGGUUUGA
This is a messenger RNA of Wallemia ichthyophaga EXF-994, 465 nucleotides long. RefSeq names its product Ubiquinone biosynthesis protein coq7. Gene Ontology annotation, molecular function: 3-demethoxyubiquinol 3-hydroxylase activity. The record is from RefSeq and is a predicted model, not a curated record. NCBI's taxonomy places the organism in Eukaryota, Fungi, Basidiomycota, Wallemiomycetes, Wallemiales, Wallemiaceae. The coding region runs from base 1 to 465 and encodes 154 amino acids. The transcript has 2 exons. Gene Ontology annotation, cellular component: mitochondrial inner membrane. Gene Ontology annotation, biological process: ubiquinone biosynthetic process.